UAGCUAAGUAGUAACUAGAAUAGGUAGUGGAGGUUCGAGAAUCAGAGAGAGAAAGUAGAAGAAGAUAUGAUAAUAGCCUAAUACCAUCGCCGGACGUCACUAUCGGAGUUAAAUAAUUCACCGGAAAAGGAGGUUCAGAAGCCGAAUUCCGGCGACAAUUCUAUGUCCCAAGAUUUCCACCACCACCAAAACCAUCAAGGUGUAUUCAAUACUUUCUCGAAUAAUGACUUCGAGAAAGUACACGUCUCUCAUCAGAUCCGAAGAGACAAGCUUCGUCUACAAGGUUUCGACAUGGCCCCACCACUUUCCGACCAGAUUCCCGCCGGAAUUCACCCUUACGACUCCUCCUCCGCCGGAAUGCUCUCAGAGAUGUUCAAUUACUCCUUAUCCGCCGCCGCAGCAGGACCUACAACCGCCACCGACUUACUCGAGAAUCAGAUUUCUCAUAAUUAUGGUUCCUCUGAUUGGUACACUAACCCGAGACACAACCGUCAGAUUCCAAAUACAAUUAAUGGUGCGGAUUCCAUGCAACUUUUUCUCAUGAACCCUAAUCCCAGAUCUCCUUCUCCAUCUCCACCUUCUUCUAAUUCUUCAACUCUCCAUAUGCUUCUUCCAAACCCUACUUCCUUUCACAAUCCCAUUUCUCCGGUUCAGAUUCCGUGGGUCCCCGCCGGAGAAACCAGAGGAACUCAUGUCGUCGAAGGACAGGGACUUUCUCUUUCCCUCUCCUCCUCUUUACAACGUUUGGAGGCCGCCAAAGCUGCCGCCGACGAAUUUAGGAUGAGAGAUGGAAAUAUGAUCUUCUUUAACCAAAUAGGCGGUGGGUCUCAAUCGUUCGGUUCUCCCCGGGUCGGUUUCUCUGGAUCGAAUACAGUUAACAUGUUGAGGAAUUCCAAAUAUACAAAAGCGGCUCAAGAACUUCUAGAUGAAUUUUGCAGCGUGGGGAGGGGUCAAUUCAUUAAGAAGAACAAAUUUGCUAAACCAAAUAAUAGUAAUAAUAAUAAUCAAGACUCCUCCGCCGCCGGAGGUAGUGGCGGCGGCGGCGCCGGUGCUGGGUCGUCGUCGAAGGAUCUUCUUCCGUCAACGGCAGAUAGAAUUGAGCAUCAAAGGAGAAAGGUCAAACUGUUGGCCAUGCUUGAUGAGAUGGAUAGGCGUUACAACCAUUAUUGCGAGCAGAUGCAAAUGGUGGUGAAUUCAUUUGAAAUGGUAAUGGGAUUCGGUUCAGCUCUUCCAUACACAGCCCUAGCUCAAAAGGCAAUGUCUAGGCACUUUAGGUGUCUAAAGGAUGCAAUAACUGCACAAUUAAAGCUGAGUUGCGAGUUAUUGGGAGAAAAGGAUUUGGGCACCUCGGGUAUAACAAAAGGGGAAACCCCUAGGUUAAAAUUGUUGGAACAAAGCUUGAGACAACAAAGAGCCUUUCAUCAAAUGGGCAUGAUGGAUCAAGAAGCUUGGCGCCCUCAAAGAGGUCUACCUGACCGCUCGGUCAAUAUUCUUAGGGCUUGGCUUUUCGAACAUUUUCUUCACCCGUAUCCAAGCGAUGCUGAUAAACAUCUCUUGGCUCGACAGACCGGUCUCUCAAGAAACCAGGUAUCAAACUGGUUCAUUAAUGCUAGGGUCAGAUUGUGGAAACCCAUGGUGGAAGACAUGUAUCAACAAGAGGUAAUAGAAGAUGGAGAAGAGAGAGAAACAAACCCUAAUUCUCCUCAAAUUUCUUCAUCUUCUGCGACUGCUACUGUCACCCCUUUGGCCACAGCAUCUAUUGCUGCUACAGCCAAAAUCAAUGCACUUGAUAGUGACCCAUCACUAAUAGCAAUCAAUAAUCGAAGAAAUUGCUUCUCGGAAAACCAAGCAAACCAACCACAACAACAACAACAGCAACCUAAUAUUAUUGUCGCUAAUAAUUCCUACUCCAUUCCAAACCAAGCUUUGUUAUCUGCCGAUCAAAUCAUGGGUAAUUCAACCCUUAUUAGGUUUGGAGCUUCUUCCGGCGACGUCUCUCUCACUCUAGGGCUAAGGCACGUCGGAAACCUACCGGAGAAGAACCCUUUCUCCGUCACGGAUUUUGGCGCUUGUUGAUCAUCUCUUGUGAAACAAACUAGCUACGAUCCAAACGGAGUUUAUUUGAUUAUUUAAAGAAUGGACAUGGAUACGUUUAUAUAUAAUUAUGAUGAUUAUGUGUAAGGCGGGGAGAGAUUAAAAGAGUAUUAUACGUUUAUGGAAUGUUGUUAUAAUUGUAUAGCACAUUAAAAUUAAAUUAUUAGUCUCGUAUUGUUGCACU
Molecule: messenger RNA, 2278 nt
Organism: Impatiens glandulifera
Lineage: Eukaryota; Viridiplantae; Streptophyta; Magnoliopsida; Ericales; Balsaminaceae
Product: BEL1-like homeodomain protein 2
Exons: 4
Coding region: 163-2076 (637 amino acids)
Biological process (GO): regulation of transcription by RNA polymerase II
Molecular function (GO): RNA polymerase II cis-regulatory region sequence-specific DNA binding; DNA-binding transcription factor activity, RNA polymerase II-specific
Source: RefSeq, a predicted model, not a curated record